AUGUCCCGCCUCAUAGUCAAGAAUCUUCCAACAUACCUCACUCCGGACCGUCUGCGCAAGCACUUUGAGCAAAAGGGCGCGCCUGCGGGUACGAUCACCGACGUCAAGGUCUCCUUCAAGCCCGAUGGGACGUCGCGCCGCUUCGGCUUCGUAGGCUUCAAGUCCGAAGCCGAAGCUCUUCGGGCCAAGGAGUGGUUCAAUCGGACGUACGUCGACUCGACGAGGAUCACUGUGGACGUUGUUGAUGUACGUUUCUCGCCCCUUUCACUGUCUGCUGCGGUUAUCGUAACUUUGGGAUGGCAGGGAACGAAAGACGCGCCCGCACCGCGGCCAAACAAGCGUCGACGGCUUGAUCCCACUCCUGAGGACGAGAAUGCUCCUUCGAAGGCAAAUGGCGGAAAGGUCGACAAAAAGAAGAAAGCCAAUGUAGCUGCUGGUAAGGAGGCCGAAGCCGGGACUGAGAACUCUCAGCUGGCUGAGUACAUGACUCUCAUGAAGCCGAAAAAGGGUCCUGCAUGGGCCAACGAUGCCGAGGUGUCGCAUCCUGCGGCGCCUGUACCUUCUUCCUCUACUACUGCUAAGGCUACCUCAGAACAAUCGAAGGAUUCAGCUGACGCUAACGACCCCCCUGACGAAGAGAUGGCGGAACCGUCUCCGCAUGUACCUGACGGUGACGAGGCGAUCUCCGACAUGGAAUGGAUGCGGCGACGGAUGGCCGCCGCUUCUACUCUAUCUCAGCCUGCUGAGGACGCUCGCGAGGAGAAAGCAUUUUAUCAGUCUGAAGACGAGGACGACAACACCCGACAGGACUCCACUAAAGCGACACCGGAGCCAGAGGCUGAAAAGGACCCGGCGAAGGAGACUAUUCUUGAGACAUCUCGGCUCUUCCUCCGUAAUUUGACUUUCUCGUGCACGGAAGAGGAGAUACGCGAGCACUUCCAGCCAUUCGGCAAUAUCUCUCAGGUGCAUAUCCCACUGGACUCCUCGACGAGGAAGCCAAAAGGCGUCGCCUACGUGACCUUCUCCGAGGGCGCCUCUGCUCUCUCUGCGUACGAGUCUCUCGACAAGAAGUCCUUCCAAGGACGUGUUCUGCACAUCCUCCCUGCUGUCGACCGCAUUCCGAAGCCCGAGCAGCCAGGAGACGAUAAGAAGAGGAGUGUGAAAGAUCAAAAGGCCGCGCAGCGCAAGGUGACCGCAGGACGUGAGUUUAACUGGAGCAUGCUGUACAUGAAUAGUGAUGCCGUGAUGUCGUCCGUUGCGGAUCGAAUGAACGUGUCCAAGGCCGAUAUGCUCGACCCCGAGUCAAGCAAUGCGGCUGUGAAGAUGGCGCUCGCGGAGACGCACGUUAUUCAAGAGACCAAGGCGUUCCUUGAGCAGCAAGGGGUUGUCCUCUCCACGUUCGACGACGACUCAUCGGGAUCGGGGUCGAAACGUGUGAGGCGGUCGGACACGACAAUCCUCGUGAAGAACAUACCCUAUGGGACGAGCGAGGCGCAGAUCCGGGAGAUGUUCGAGCCGCACGGGCAGCUUGCGCGUGCGAUUGUUCCGCCUGCGGGGACGAUUGCGGUUGUGGAGUUUCUGCACGCAGACGAGGCGGGGAAAGCGUUCAAAGCUGUCGCGUACCGGAGGCUAGGCAACUCGGUGGUGUAUCUCGAGAAGGGGCCGUUGGGGAUGCUGCGGGAUCCUGACGAUGUGCCUUCUUCGUCUGCUCCAGCCACAGCUAGUCUUGCUAUCAGUAGAGGAGAAGCGGCGAAGCCCGUGACGAUCGAUGAUCAGGAAGCUGGCGCAGGCGCAGGGGAUGAGCCAGCUCUUUCGGCGGGAAGCACGCUGUUCGUGAAGAACCUCUCCUUCGCGACUACGAACACACGCCUCUCGCAAGCGUGUGGUGCCCUCCCCGGGUUCGCUUUCGCGCGCGUGCAGACGAAACCCGAUCCGAAGCGCCCUAGCGACCCCACGGCGCGGCUCAGUAUGGGUUACGGCUUCGUGGGAUUCAAGACCCCCGAGCACGCACGAGGCGCGCUCAAGAGCGUGCAGGGGCUGGUGUUGGAUGGGCAUGCGCUGAGUGUGAAGUUUGCUGGGCGCGGGCAGGAGGAGGUGGGGCAAGAGGGCAAGGGGGCAUCGUCGAAGGGGAGGACGACGAAGAUGAUCGUGAAGAACGUGCCGUUCGAGGCGAGCAAGAAGGAUAUCCGCGAGCUCUUUGGUGCACACGGCCAACUCAAGUCCGUUCGGUUGCCCAAGAAAUUCGACUCGCGUUCGCGCGGGUUCGCGUUUCUCGAGUUCCUCACGCGGCAGGAGGCCGAGAACGCAUACGCCGCUCUGCGCCAUACACAUUUGCUCGGGCGGCACCUCGUGCUCCAGUGGGCGGAGGAGGACGGCGCGACGGAUGUGGACGCGCUCAGGGCCAAGGCCGGGGUGGGCUUUGGCGGUGGCGCGGAGUUGCCGUGGAAGAAGCGCAAGGUGCGGAUUGGGGACGACGAUGCCGGGGAGGAUGGAGUGGACAUGUAG
Molecule: messenger RNA, 2505 nt
Organism: Coniophora puteana RWD-64-598 SS2
Lineage: Eukaryota; Fungi; Basidiomycota; Agaricomycetes; Boletales; Coniophoraceae
Product: RNA-binding domain-containing protein
Exons: 4
Coding region: 1-2505 (834 amino acids)
Molecular function (GO): RNA binding
Source: RefSeq, a predicted model, not a curated record